AUGUCGACGAUGGUACCAACCCCUGCAGACAUUGCAGGAUGGCCUGCACCGAACUACGUGAAUCCGGAAACCCGUCGACCUUUAGUGUUAAGCGUUGAGAUACCACUGUGCAUUCUUGUGAUAAUGUUCACGUUCGUGCGAUUCUACAGCAGAACGGUCAUUAUUCAAGCUUUGGGAGUGGAUGACUGGUUUAUGUUGGCAGCAACUAUAAUAUCCGUUGGGACCAGUAUAAUGACAUGUGUAUCAACUCUCCCCGCGUAUCAGACGGGUUAUCACGCGUGGGAUCUGCGCCCUGAAAUUGCGGCCAAUCCUGUGAAGACAGCUCAGAUGGCUAUGGCUACUCAGCUCCUCUUUGUCCCCAUCACUGGCUUUACCAAGGUGUCUAUCCUUCUGACUUAUUUACGCAUAUUCCCCUCCAACACGACUAGGUGGUUCUGCCAUAUCUUAUUGUGUUUCACAGCAGUUUGGGCAGCUGUAUCUUUCUUCCUCGCCCUCUUCCAGUGCAGGCCAGUCCAAAGUUACUGGUUAAUCGCCCAAUACCCGGACCGAAAAUGCAUGAAUGUGGCACUGCUAUACUAUAUCACGGGAGGCUUAAACAUCUUAAGCGAUUUUCUGAUCUUUCUUUGGCCCGCGAAAGAUCUCGCCAAGAUCCAAAUAUCGACGCGACAGAAAGUCACGCUCAUUGCGAUGUUUUCUCUAGGAAUCAUUAUUUGCAUAGCAGGCGUUUGCCGAAUUUGGUAUACCUCUGUCUACCUCGCCUCAUAUGAUACUCUCUGGAACGGGUCCACACUCUACGCCAUUAUAGCCAUCGAGACCAGCAUCGGUAUCGUCUGCGGUUGCCUCCCAGCCUGCAAACCCCUCAUGUCGAAAAUGCUUCCCCAGAUCUUCGCCACAUCCCACGGCUCGAACCACCGUUCCUCC
This is a messenger RNA of Lindgomyces ingoldianus, 921 nucleotides long. RefSeq lists its product as uncharacterized. NCBI's taxonomy places the organism in Eukaryota, Fungi, Ascomycota, Dothideomycetes, Pleosporales, Lindgomycetaceae. The annotation marks the transcript as partial. The record is from RefSeq and is a predicted model, not a curated record. The transcript has 9 exons.